AUGGCUGCUUUGGUCCAAACACUGCCUCCCCAAACAACGACGGUUACAAUGUUGGGUCGCCCCUCGUCUUCGGGGGGCUAUCCUUCUCCAGGCUCACAAGGCCAGAUGAGAAACCAGCCUAGCCGAUAUAACAUGCCCGCCACUGGGUACAGAGGCAUGCCAGCUAGUGGUCCCAUUGCUCCUUAUGCCUUCACGUCCACGCCGCAAUUGGCCACCACCAAUGUCAACGCCAAUCCUAAUGCACGCCCCUUCGCUCUGAAUACCGGGCGGUCGAUUUCGUCUCCCAAAGCCCCUCAACCGGCUGCCUCUCCUUCCUCCCAACCUUCUACAAAUGGUCUUCCACAUGUCGAUGCUGGAAAUCGUCCUCUGUCACUAGGCCUACCCCCUAUACCAUCCGGGUCCCUCAUGGGUUCUCAAUCGACAGUGGUUGCCCCUAAGCCAUCGCCGGAUCGUUAUCGAAGGAACGUGCGACGAAGUGACGGAGAGAGUGGUCCGAAUCGUGUCCCUACAGGUUCCACCUUGCCCUCAGGCUCUGGCAUGGCUGCGGUCGGCUCCCUUUAUAACCAUCCAACUCAAUCCAGUAGUACACCGUCCCUGCGUUCUCAGCACUCUUACCGGAGCUCACCCCAAGGAUAUAACCUUCAGCCCAAGACAGCUAGCGCUGAUGAUCUCCAAUUGGUUCGUCCUCAGCCUACGGAGCUGGCUGCAAGGUAUCGGAGACGCAGUUUUGGCAGCAUCGAGACAGCAGGUCUAAAUCAUUCUUCGGAUAGUCAAGAAACCGUCUCCCCUCAUCCGAAGGCAUUCCUUGAUUCGUCACCAGUACAAGAAGAUAUCUUGCCGCCACCUCAGCGACCCGUUCAUCACAGACACAACUCGAGUGCUGACAGUGUUGCGUCCUCCAAGUCUGCCAGAUCUUCCCGACCUGAAUCAUCACGAAAUGAACAGCCUCCCACGACCACUACUCCUGGCCCAUUUCCUUCACCCAAGCAGGAUCCGAGACUUACCGCACCCCCUCGGCUUGGAGAUUCCAGCAUUCGGCACCCGUCUCCCUUAUCACGGCCAGUCAACAUCCUCCCUGAUAACACAGACGAGGACCGCCCUGCGGCAUCAGGCUCGACUCCCUCUCAGACACCCUCUGCACCAAGCUCCGCUGCUGAGCAACUCGUAACGGUGAGCAAAAAGGAGGUAAAAAAGUCUAAAUCAAAAUUGCGGCGGGCAUUUUCUUUCGGGAGCGCAGCAGAACUUAGAAAGGCUACUGCCCAACACAACUUGGAGAAGAGUGUGGCCAACAAUCAGACAAUAUCCAAGAGGAAUUCAAAAUAUGAGGACGAGCUGGAGCCCGAGCAAGCGCGCAUUGCUGAAAAGCAGGAGGCUGCAGGAUUGGGCGAAAGCAUUUACUCGGGUCAGGGCACCUUCUUUACCGGCUCGACCGACAAUUUGUCCAUUUCUUCGACAGCUUCUUCGGCCUCAGUUAUGCUUCGUAAAAUGGGCAAGGGAGUGAAGAAGGGAACCCGAUCUCUUGUCGGCCUGUUCCGGCCGAAGUCAAUAAUUGGUGUCCCCGCUGCUGAUGCGCCUGUGAACUCGGCAAGUAUGGCACAGGUUUCAAUGGUCACUGUUGAAGCAGAAAGAGAGAACGUCAAUGUCAAUGUCAAUCCUCACGAGCAAGCGGGAGGUGGUACGGGGUUCCCCAAACUUGAACGCAAUUCCAUCGACACCAAACUUUCCUUCGAAAGUGGCACCGUAUCCAGCGAUACACGAUCACGGCGAAGCAUUGUCGGUGGUGAGAAGGAGCGUGCUGAGGUUCUCGCUGCUGUGAAGAAAGGCAUCCUUAAGCGAACCGAUUCGAAUCAACCAUCGCCGAAAGUCAAACCAUACGACUUCAAAGCUCCUGAUUUCAACUUACCUCAAAUUCCUCACAUUAACGAUUCGCCGAAAUCGAGCGCUCCUAGUACACCUGCUGAUGAACCACCUCGAUCCGGUCAUCGCCGAACCGACUCAAUCACCAUUGAAAGUAACGAUCAUGACGAUUACUUUACUUCCAUGACUAGACUUGGCAGUUUAGACUCAAAAAAUAUACCGGUAACCCCUCAGGGUCUCAUUCGAAACAUUUCAUUCAGCCCACGAAUUCAGUUCUACGAUACUUGGCCCAGUGGAGAGUACGAUCGGCGGGGUGAGAUAGCAACUUGCAAUCGAUUGACUCCGAUGCUGGCUCAGCAAAUCAAAGAGGAGCUCAAUACCUUCAAGAUGGAAAUGGAGGUUCACGAGUCAUCCAAAGUCUACACUCACUUCUUUUAG
Messenger RNA from Cladophialophora bantiana CBS 173.52, 2295 nucleotides. RefSeq lists its product as uncharacterized. Lineage: Eukaryota; Fungi; Ascomycota; Eurotiomycetes; Chaetothyriales; Herpotrichiellaceae. Gene Ontology annotation, biological process: actin cytoskeleton organization. Bases 1 to 2295 code for a protein of 764 amino acids. Gene Ontology annotation, molecular function: actin binding. The transcript has 3 exons. The record is from RefSeq and is a predicted model, not a curated record.